AACAAGUUUAGAUAACAUGUAUUUUACCAACUGUGAUUACGACGACUGCGAUAACGGAGAUAUAGAAACGUUUGAAAAAAGGUUUAUGCCAGCUUUCUACUUCACUAUCUUUACACUAAGUACAGUGGCCAAUGGACUGGUUUUAUACAUUUUAUUCAAAUAUGAGAAACUGGAACGAGUAACUAACAUAUUUAUUCUUAACCUGGUUCUUUCAAAUAUCAUCUUUGCAUCUUUUCUCCCUUUCUGGGCCAUCUACCAUAGGUUAGAGUGGAUUUUUGGAAAUGUGAUGUGUAAGCUGUCUGCUGCUGCUUUUUUUAUCGGUUUCUACAGUUCAGUAAUAUUCCUGACACUCAUGACUGUUGACAGGUACCUGAUUAUUGUGCACUCCAUAUUUGCUCUCAAGACCCGGAGAAAGCGCUAUGCGUUCCUUGUCUGUGCAUUCGUCUGGUGCUUAAGUCUGCUGACUGCCCUGCCUAAGUUCAUUCUCUACAACACACUUUCAGUUGACGGAUAUGGUUUGCUCUGUGAAGAAUCUGGAUAUGGUGAUAAUGUUAUCAAUAGGUGGAGGCUAAUUAGUAACUUCCAGCAAAUGUUAUUAUUCUUUUUGAUACCUUUGGUAGUUAUGUGUUAUUGUUAUGCAAGAAUUGGAAUAGUAAUUAUUCAAAGCAAAACGGUGAACAAAAGUCGGGUACUUAUUAUUAUUUUUAUAACAGUUCUGUUGUUUUUCUUUUGCUGGACUCCGUAUAAUAUAGUAAUCUUUUUGGAUUCAUUAAAUCUACUGCAGUCUGCUUCAUCUAACCAAAGUGACAAUCUUGACUAUCCAUUUUAUAUUUGUAAAAUCUUGAGUUAUUUACAUUGCUGCAUAAAUCCUAUAUUUUUCACUUUUGUGGGAAAAAAGUUUCGAAGACACUUGGUUAACAUUUUUGAGAGAGAAAUACUGUGCAUUGGAGUCGAUGCCAAUACUAGUGUAAGCGAUCGUAGAUACGUUCAAACAAUGAAUAACUGAUAAAUGCAUAAUCCACUAGAAAGUGUUUUUUGUAAGUAGGUGCACUCUAUUACCCAUAACAUUUUAAUGUAGUAUGUAAAACAUUUUCUGCAAACAUGGCCUCAUUUAUACUUGGCAUUAAGAUUAAUUUCUAUUGAUCUGAUCAUGAUCGAAACGAACUUGAUGACUAUAAAUGCAUUUGUGAUCAGAUUGCAAUUGGAUCACUCAGACUACAUUCAUAGGUGGUCAGAAC
Molecule: messenger RNA, 1238 nt
Organism: Erpetoichthys calabaricus (reedfish)
Lineage: Eukaryota; Metazoa; Chordata; Cladistia; Polypteriformes; Polypteridae
Product: C-C chemokine receptor type 8-like
Exons: 1
Coding region: 17-1006 (329 amino acids)
Biological process (GO): G protein-coupled receptor signaling pathway; chemotaxis; immune response
Cellular component (GO): membrane
Molecular function (GO): chemokine receptor activity
Source: RefSeq, a predicted model, not a curated record